Pocillopora meandrina is the source of this 11092-nucleotide messenger RNA. Lineage: Eukaryota; Metazoa; Cnidaria; Anthozoa; Scleractinia; Pocilloporidae. The record is from the annotation of a GenBank genome assembly.
UUCCGCUGUACGGUUGUACAAAGCCGUCUAAAAAAUGGCGGAAGAAAGUGGUAAGUAAGAACAUCUUAAUUUUCUCAUUUUAUCACAAAUAUGGAGUCAAGGUUUUACACAACUCAAAAUAUUAUGAUGUCUUAGAACUAUAGGUGCAAAGAAAAUGUUUGAGAAUUUUUCCUUUAUAUAGAUAUGGAUGCUCGGAUAUUCAGGUUUCAAGACUGUGAGACGUCUCCAGAUUCGUUCUAUGAUUAUCCAGCAAAUAUUCGAGACAAUUCAAUUCCACUAAUUAUUGACAAUGGUGAGUUCAUACUUUUGAGCCCAAGAUAAAGCUUAUGAUUAUGCUGAGGCAAAGUACACAGGUAUUAUUAUGACACUGUAAAUUUAGUUUAUGCUAUGAAUCAAGUGCAUUUUUUUAAACCUUCGAGGGAAGAAGGGUUAUAUCAUAUAAACUAGCAACACUCUUCAUCCUAUCAGUCACAUAAAUUUUGUUAGCACACCCUCCAACCAAAUUCAAUAAGAUAUGGGGCUAUAAGUUUUCCUAGUUAACCCUUUAACUCCCAAGAUCUGAUUGUUAAUUCUCCCCUCUAGCUGCUAGACAUUUCCUUUUGAAUUAAUUUUGAGAACUUGGUGCUAGAUCAAGAUAGCAGCUUCUACCUGAUAAGUUUGAAUAUUCUCAUUACCUGUUUGCUGAAUAAUGUAUGGAUAUUGUAAGGAGAAGUUUUAUGUUAAUCACUUCUGGGAGUUAAAGAUUUAAUGUCAACUCUUGAACAUAGGAAAUACUACAUGUUUAUCACAACCAGUGAAUGGGUCUUGCCUACAGGAGUAUUUUUAUCCAAGAAUGAACAAAGAGACUUAGUGUUAGGGUUUUAAGUAGAUUUUUCACAGGAGUACCCUUGUUGGGACUCCCUCUGUACAUCUUUUCCAAAUGAAUAUACAAUUUAUAAUUUCAGGUGGACACUGCUGCCGAGCAGGGUGGGCUACUGACAAUAAGCCAAGAUUGAACUUCCGAAAUCUGGUUGCAAAAGCCAGAGGAAGGAAAGUAAGUAUGGCUGUUUUCUAAUGCAUGUCCACCCUGCUUUUACUUUAAUGCUUUUCAAGGUUUCCCUUUUUUGAAAUUUGGUGAAAUUGACUGUAAUUUUUCAGGAUGGGGAUGCAUCAGGUGCUGGCUACUCUGUGGGGAAUGAUAUUGGAAACCUAGAGGUGGUCAGAUGGGCCUUAAGGACUCAGUUUGAUCGAGAUGUUGUGACACACUAUGAGUGCCAGGUAGAUGGGUUUAACCCUUUAACUCCCAUGAGUGACCAAGACAGAAUUUCUCCUUACAAGAUCAAUACAAUAUCAACUAGAUAAGAGAUGAGAAUUAAGAAAAAUAUCAAUUUGGGAAUAAUUAGUUGAUUCAAUACUAAAUUCUCUGAACUAACAUUAUAAGAAUUGUAUGGUUGAUAGGAAGGAGAAUUACAAAUUUGAUCUGGUAGUUAAACGGUUUAAUUGGAGUGAAGGGUUUUAUAUGGAAACCAAAUUAGUAAACUUUGAGUGUCAAUGAAAAAGAGAGAUGUUAACUUAAAACAUCUUUCACAGUACAUUUGUGUGUCACAGAGGAAAUCAGGGUCUAUCAUCAGGAAUCAAGCCUCUUUCUUCAGAUGGGUUGUAUUCAGUAUUGUUGAUCUCAGCAGUACACAGGUGGCUUGUCUCUUGUAAUACAUGGUUGUUUAUGUGUGUGUAGCUAAACAACAAGGUCCCUAUAGCUCAGCUGGUACAACAUUGAGGGAAAAUUCUCAAGCGUAGCCUGAGAUUUUGAAUUCUUACAGUUCACUCAUAAGAGUCAGUUAUAGAUGCACCACGAUUACACCCUCUGAAAAGUCUUGCAAUGUAUACCUUAUUUGAGUGUUUGCAUGGUGCAUUGUUACUGGCAUAGUAAUGGUAAAACUGUGCAUGAUGUUUUAAAACAGGAGUAUGUGUUUGAUCACAUCUUCAGUCACCUUGGAGUCAACACACCAGGAAGUGUCAAUCAUCCUAUUGUUAUGACAGAACCAAUUUGUAACCCAAACUACUGCCGACAGUGUAAGUAUUGUAAGAUUAUUGAUGUCAUAUACAAUAAACAUAAUUCAAAGCAGUCAUUUGGGCUUGUGAUUCAACACUAUUGAUCCUUAGGUGUGGAGAAUUGUUUUGGUAAUGAACCUCACAAGGACUUUGAAAAGGCUUUUCAUCCAGUAUCUCACAUUCAGGCUAUGUGCAAAUAUGUUUGCUAUCCAUUUUAGUUCCAUUUGUUACAUCUUUUAUUCAUUUAAUUAUUUGUCCUUGAUCUUUGUCUUUCAGCCAUGUCUGAGUUGUUGUUUGAGUGUUACAAUGUCCCAAGUGUAGCUUAUGGAAUUGACAGCCUGUUCAGCCUUUAUUACAACUCUCCAAACUCAGGUGAGUAUAGUUUACUGUUAGAGCAUAUGUCAGGGACAUAACCUUCAUCAUUUUGUGAUCAAUGAAUGUUUCUGUGAACCAAUUAUAUUAAUUAACCUCUUUCAAGAGGUGAAUCUAUUGAAUGUUAAAUUCAUUACUUGCAGACAAAACCACUGCACUUGUGGUGUCAUCUGGAUGUCAAGUCAGUCAUGUUUUGCCUGUUGUGAAUGGGAGACUGGAUGCCAGUAACUGUAAGAGGUUAGUAUGUUUUCCCCUCAAGCACAAAAUGGGAUUGCUUGUACCUUAAUGAAUAAUGAGACUAACUAAAUUGUGCGAUUGCAUUAGCUGUAUUUAUUUCUAUAAUGAACAAUAGUUAAUAAGUUGAAGUGAUUCUGUGGUUCAUGGGGAAUCCCAUAUGCUAUAAAGUCAUGACAAAGAUUUUCAUUGCAAAUUUUAAAGUAUACCUCCUAAAGGUUAACAACUCUGGGUAUGGCUAGAGUUAUUGUACUCCAAAGUAAAUGCAAUUGUACCAGAAACUGUACAGUUACUGUAAAAGUAAAUGAAGAUGUCACAUGCUCUUAAGUUUGCUGCAUGAUUUCCUUUAUAAUGUUGUUUUUAAAAUUAAUUUUUCUUUCUUUGCAACCCAGAGAGAUAUAAUGAUGUACCCACUUUUAUAUCAGAGCAUUACUCCCUCCCCCUCCCCUUAAUGAAUGUACAUACAUGGUGUUUGAUUAAACCUUGUUGAGCACUGACCAUACAGGAUUAACCUGGGUGGAGCACUUGCCACAUGGUACAUGCAGCGGCUCUUACAGCUCAAACAUCCCCAUCAUGCUACUCAGAUUACACUCUCAAGAGCACAGGUGAGUACAUUUGGAUUUUUUUAAACCUUCAACUCCCAUGAGUGACCAAGACAGAAUUUCUCCUUGCAAUAUUGUUACAAUAUCAAACAGACAAGUGAUGAGAAUAAGGAAAAAAUAUCAAUAAGUGGAUUAUUAGUUGAUCCGAUAUCAAAUUCUCCAAACUGACAUCAUGAAAAUUGUGUGGUAGACAGUAAGGAGAAUUACUACUGAGAUCUUGGGAGUGAAGAGGUUAAGUAGACUUUAAGGUACCUACAUCUAUGAUGUGAAUUGGAGAGUCAAAUUUAAACUAGACCCAGUUAAGCUGUUCAUACAGUUCUGCUUUGUUUUGAAGAUGGCUCUUGGCUAGUAACAAUUGUUUUCAAAGGACAGAUAACAACUUCUUUGUUUGUUCAAUUUUAGGAACUAGUCCAUAGUCAUGGUUUCAUAGCAACAGAUUACUCCAAGGAACUGGAAGAAUGGUCUUCAUCUGAUUAUUAUGAUGAUAAUGUGCACAAAAUUCAGUUGCCCUAUGCUCAGGUUGGUUCUACUCAGAAGAAAUACACUGCAGUUCAAUCACUGAUGAUUUUGAAAAAAAAUUUCAGUAAAAUACAAAAGGUCGUUUUGUAGUUGCAUGGAAACCUCUUUCUAGCAGAGUUUGAGGUCAGUGAUGUAAUUUACAGACCCAGUUUUUCUGCUCAGAUUCACUUACGUUAGAAAUCUGAGCAGAAAAUAUUAAGUUCCCCAAAAUUACUAUAUGGACUUAGAAAAUGAGGUAAGAUAUUUCUUAUCUCUGGGUUUAAAUAGAGGGAAAAAUUUCAAUUCAAACAAGAUUUUGAAUUUACAUGUAGGAGGCUAUACUUUGAAAUAUGGCCCUCUACAUUAUUACAACUUACAUGAGAAACUGUAAACAACUGUAUGUAACAAGAAAUCCAAGAUGUUGCCAGGUAGUUUGAGUAAAAGGUGGUUCUUAAAGCUGUUAAUUUUUAGGCUUCACUUUUUUAUGGUAACAGGUUCCAACUCCACAAGCAAGUGGACCCAAGAAUGAAGAAAAGGAAAAGCUCAGAAGACAAAAGCAAGGAAGGAGGUUACAAGAAAUCAAUGCAAGAAGAAGAGAAGAAAAAGUAAAUAUUUGUUGAUAUUGUGUUAAAGUAUUACUUGUUGAUUAAAAAAAUUUCUUAAAUUGAAAAUUAUCCCUGUUUAUAUCAGCUUGCAGAAGAACAAGAAAGGCUGCAAGAUCUGAUGAAUAUUCAGGAACUGGAAUCUCAAGACAGUGAGGAGUACCAGGUAAGACAGGCCUUUAGCCUGACAAAACAUGGUCUAUACAUUUCAUAAAGUUGAAUUUUAAUGAAGUGCUUAAUUACAUAAAAGCCAAUGGAAAACUGUUCAGCAUGUGUUUUGAUGAAGGUAGUAGAAUUGUAUUUCAAUUCUUUGGAAUAUGAAUGCACUACCCUUGGCAAAUAAUUCUACUAUUCUACUGUGUGUACCAAAUGAGUUACUUUACCUCAUGCACUGCUACUUUAAUACAUAUGCACUUGAGUGACAUAGCAUUUAGCAUUUUUAUGGUCAAAGUGAAGAUUAUGACAUAAAUUUUAUUGUUUUAGUACUACUUUGAUUUCAGUAUAGAGAUAUUGUUUUUUAGCAUCCUCAUUGUCAAAGUCAAGGAUUCUAAAACAAAUUUGUUUGUUUUUCAUUCACAGAGAUCAUUAACAGCAGCAGGCUUUCAGAGUUCUGAGGUGAACUACAUGUAUCUGCCUUUUGCUUCAAGUCCUUCAAUGUCUAUCUGUUGUGUUUUAUUUUUUCAUUUCUCAUUAGCCACUUUACUUCCUGCUUAGUAGUUGGCUUCAUCAGCCCAUUCAGGUUUUUGUUUUGUCUGUCUGGAAUUGUCUGUCUGUCUGUCUGUCUGUCUGUUCAUCAUCAGCCCAGACUGAUCUUAGGGAGGAGCUGGUUUUCUAUUUUGGUCUUUUCAUUAGAUCUUUUUCUUGAAGUUUUCUCAAGUAGUUAUUGUGACUAUUUGAUACGCUUGUUUGCUUGAUUUUAUUGCUAGUUUGGGAAACUCUGUUUUUGAAACUCAAUAAUUCUUUGUUAGGCAUUACAAGCUGCUAUCAAAAAUCUGAUGACUUCUAUAAAAAAGCGAAAGGACAAGGUUGUCGCCAUGCAGACAGCUUUGGAAUUAGAUUCCGAGGUGAGCUUUUGGAGGAAUACUAAGGAAUAAUGAGAUGUCAUGCCAUGCCCCUAUAACACAACUUUGUAACCAAUUGAAGGGUCUUAGUCAAGGAUAAAUGUAGUGUCCAAGAACAAUGGAAUUAAUUAUUUUUGAAAGUAAAAAAUUUCCGUAUUUCCUUACAAUGGCAGGUCAAGGAGAAAGACGAAAUUAUCGACGUUGUGUCUGAAGCGCCUGCUGCCGAGAACAAAAAGAGACUGCGAACUCCCAAAGGAGCAGCAAUGGCUGAGGAGAGAAGUGGGAAGAGAUUAAAGGAGGAGAAGAAACAAGAAAUGCAACAAAAGAGUCAAGAGGACGUGCAACGAGAGGAAACGUUUAAAACAUGGCUCACGGGUUUGCACAGAAGGAGAAAGGUGUGUUUCAGGGAGAAGGUCUUCUUCAUUGGUACAUGAACCAUUUGCGUUGCUUGUUACAGGUCCAAAUUCGCUUGUAAAAAGGGACCGGGGCUCCAUGUCCAGGGGGCCCAAAUCCGCUAGGACACUGGUUUGGUGUAGUUCUGUUCGUUGAACCUUACUUCCGACCUAUACUGCUAAUAUGAUGAAAGACUGCCGCUUGUUAUGCAGCCAAAACAGAACAGAAUAUGAAUGUACAAGGCUCUUUUUUUCAAGGCAUGAAAACCAGCUCUUAGAGGUCUUACUAAUGUUGUAAGUGCUUCCCUGACAGGCCUUCAGUUGUUUAUGAGUGGACAAUUUAAGUGAUGAUGCCCAAAACUGCACGUGGGUCUCUGACUGUAUGUUAUUUUGAUAGGAAAUACUAGACGCUCGUCAACAGCGAGUACAAAGGAGAGAGGAACUGGCAAGCAGAAGAAGUCAGGCAUCCCUGGAAAGAAUGAGGAUUUUAUCACAAUUGGCUUACGAUCCGAAUGGUAUGUACGUGUAGUGAACUGUGUGAAAGCUGUUUAUUGUUUUUUAUCUUAAAUUUAACAAUUUUUUCUGUCAGCAUUAGCUUAUAUUUGUAAGGUCUAGUGUCAAGGGCUGUCUUAGACAAAAACAAAAAACGAAAAAAAGUAGCCCUGUGCUUCUUUAUGCAGGGCUUUCACUAAGUUUCGAAGAUGACUAAGUUGCAUUGAAGUAUGAGAUCUUCAGCAACAGGAGCUGGUGAGAGGUGUGCAAGGGGUCGAGCAAAGAUAAUGACCCCCUCCCUUUCUCCCCCGCGGUAAACCUCUCCCCGACUCGUCCCAAGUCUUUCGGCGAGAGGUGAAAUGUGGGUCCUGCAGCGCUAAUACUGAGGGUCUACUCACAGGCAAAGAUGUCGAGAAUAAAGGAAAUGAUCACUAGCCAAAGAAGCCCUUGAUUGUUUGACAAAUUCUCCUCAUCAGGACCUUUGGAAAUUUAUAGAGAACAGUAUGGAGAAUAUACUUACUGAUGUUAGGGUGUGAAGGGUUAGCAGUAUGAUAUAUGGUCAAGUGUAACGAGACAGCAAUCGACAUCUCCAGCGGUAACAUCAAUUGACCUCAGUGGUCACAGAUGUUGUACACGCAGGUUAUGGCCCCUACUGACAGCUCUGGUUAAGUAUCAGAGUGCGGAAGUUAAUUAGAUGGAGGAAAAAAGUCUCGGAAUCAAUAUUCCGAUUGUUAAACCUUCAAGUCCCACUAGUGAACUAGACAGAAUUUCUCCCUACACUAUCAGUACAAUAUCAAGCAGACAAGUGAUGAGAAUAAAGAAAAAUAUCAAUCAGGGAAUCAUUGGUUGAUCCAAUUCCAAAUUCUCCAAACUAACAUCCGAUUAAUUUCAUGGUAGACAGUUAGAAGAAUUAGUAAUAAGAUCUUAAGAGUUAAAGGGUUAAGUGCUGCCUGGUCGUCCUCGACAAAUUCAAAACUUUGAAUUCUUUUGAGACAAGCCCUGCGUCUGUUGAAUGACAGGUGAUAAAUCACAAACUGCGACACUUGUUUGCUGUAUACCUGGGACAGAUUGGGAAGGUUUAUCUUUGAACUAAAAAAAAUGUUUUUCAUCAUAGUUCGUGACGAUGGUACGACAAGAAGUUCACACAAGAAACCAAAAGAAGACACUUUCGGCCAAAACGACGAUGACUGGAUGGUGUACAGGUCAAUUGUGAGUAAAUAAUGUAACUAGUAAUCUGUAAGAUUCAGCCAUUCCGUCGUCUUCUUUUUUGUUGUCGUGUUUCCCCACUUGUCUGUUCCAUUUCAUCGAGCUCAGCCAAUAUUAACCCUUUGACCCCUAAGAGUGAUUGGCAUCUAAUUUCUCCUUACAGUAUCACUGCUGAAUCAAACAUUAAGGUCUUGAGAAUAGAGAAAAUGAUAACCAACUAGAGAAGCUUUUGAUAGGUGAACAAAUUCUCCGUCUCCAAAUUCACCUUAGAAAAAUGUUUGGAGAACAGCAUGGAGAAUAGAGAUACCCACGUUAGGGUGCAAGUUGACCUCAAAGUCACGUUUGGUCAACCAAAACCAAAGUAAUCACGACUGCCAAUCAAAACAACAGGAAAUGUCUGAAGAAGCCAGUGGGAACUAAAACUGAAAAUAAGCUCACUGCCUGAAGCGCAGAAAACGUGAGUGUGCCAGUCGUGAUUGGUCGAAAGUUAGGCGCGAAUUUUCUAAAUUGCUCUAAUUUGUAAAUUUUCUUUUCCUUUCCACAGAAUAAAGAUGCGGGUGACUCCGAUAGCGAAAAAGAACAGGAGGAACUGAACGAGCUAGAAAAUUUACUUAAGAAACACGAUCCCGACUUUUCAAAGUAAGUACUGUUCUUUUAUAGCGAAUACUUUACAUAUGACGAGCCUUUAAUGUUAAGGUAGAAAUGGCGAUUUUGACGGCGCAUAUGUAUAACAAAACCACACCCGUAAGUGCCAAUUCUGGAAGCCCCCGACGUCUAUGAAUUCUCUAAUGGCUAUUUCAUUCCGCUCGCAUUAACAACGACAAAAUUGUCUUUCUUUGUAGACGUUUUGGAGGGAAACCAGAGACUGCUGUUGAUUGGGCAGAGUAUUAUCAGCUACACCUUGGUGUAGAGAGGAUAAGGUAAUUUAGAAGGCCAUGGCCUUACUGCAGGGUAGCCACCGGGAAUCUUUCUUUGUUUGUGUUCGUCUGUUGGUCCUUAUUUUUUAUUUUAUUUUUUUUUUUUUUUUGAGAUUUCCUCAAUUCUGUUUGCUGUGAUUGGUCUUCUAGGUCACCAUGGUUACGUUGCCACGUUAGGCGUUGAGAAAUAGCGGCAACGUCAUGUUAUGUCCAAGGUCAAGGACCAGAAACAGCAAUGUGAGAAUGAUAUUCAUAUCUUUCUUUUUGGUGUUUUUUUUUUCUUUUUAGAGUCCCCGAGAUAGUAUAUCAACCAUCUUUGCUGGGCAUUGAACAAGCUGGCAUUUCUGAAACUAUAGACUUCAUACUUAAUCACUACUCGACAGACUUACAGACAGCUUUAGUGCAGGUAGGAUAUGGAAGGAUAUGCUUUUGUGAUUGACCAGUACGUACUUUGUUCCCUAAUGUUUAAUAGUGCUGUAGAUCAACUGUUUUGUUGUGUAGACAUGUGCUCGCGGUAAAUAGCUCUCAGGUUAUGUCACGCCCGGAUCGAUGUGAGAAGCACAGCUAGGUCUCUCAACGUGCUCCGCCAUGCUAUCUUCCCACUGCCUGGUUACGAGCUUAGGGGUAGUGGGUAGGGAGGAGGCAAGCGAAGGGUAGGGGAGGGGAGAGAGGUAGGAUCGACUCAAGUCUAAAAUUUGGGUCCGUGUUUUUGUUUAAACCCAACACUUUCCAUAAACAGUGAAGGCGCUAUUCCAGGACUUAGAACUCUUGGUGCAAUUUAGUGCGCAAAAUAACCUACAGAAGAAUUACAUCCUACAAACUUCAUAUAAACAUUCGUAAGAAGUAAGAAUAAAACUUGUCUUGUCAUGCCCCGAUAGUGUACCAUUAAAGAACGAUUUUCUCAUAAUUAUCAUGCUCUGCGCUAUUCGGUUUGCAUUAUUUCAGACUUAUUCUCCUACAACUUUUAAAUCAUGUUCAAUGGUAACUAAUUAACACUAGUCAAUCGAGUGGGUCGAGUGACCGGUAUUUCAUCAGUUAGAACAAAACUCUUUUUAGAAUUAUUAACUGUGCGGUCAUUCUGGUUUGUCAGACGCCUUUAUAAUCUAAGAAUGUAAGGCUCGGUCGUUGGCCGAGUGAAUUUAACACAAGUGUUGUGGAAACUUACAUCACAUCUGUAGUUGCCUCGUUUAUUUUUUCUCCUUAGAACGUGUUCGUGACUGGAGGAAACACCAAGUUUCCAAACUUUCAAGAACGUCUGGAGAGAGAGCUCCUAGCUAUCCGACCAUUCCAAUCAACAUUUAGAGUUUUUAAAGCAGGUAGACAAACCAGCUUGUUGCAGUAAUAACCGUAAUGAAAGCAUUCUUCUGUGACGUGAAGGAGAUAACAAAUGUCUUAAUUCUCCUUUCAAGGGUUUUACAAGAGUUUCGAAAAUAAUUCCGCAUGCUCUGUAUUUUUUCCUUUAUUUCUGACUGGUCAUUAAGAUUACCUCGUUUUGGGUUUUUCGAGUCUCCUGUUUCACAUUUUUCUGAGAAACUACAUCAAGACAUUACACAUGACUCAGCUGGCUAAUAAAUUCCCCUUGGCUCAGUUGGCAAAGAAUUAGAGUAAUUUUUAACUGAUUGUCGAAAGUAACAGAGGGUUGCGUUGGUUUUACUUCAGUACCCACUGUUAUUGGUCUCGAAAAUUCGCGCCAUCUCUUAACCAAUCAAAUGAAAAACUAAAACCAGUCCUUUCUUAAUGACUCGCGUUUUAUCGCGCUUCAGGCAAUUUACUUGUGCGUAACAAUUCUCAUUGGUUCCUCAUGAUAUAUUAUUUUUUGCAUGUGUUAUUUUUUGCUUUUCGAACGGCAUUUGUAAUUACUUUAUUUUUUUGGCUUAACGAUUUAACGAUACCAAAUCAAAAGGUUUUCUUAACCGCAAAAUAUAAGUCUGGCUGUAAAUGGAUCCUUCACCCGUGGAGGACUGGGAUUUCUCUUUGCUCCACACUCCCGACAGAUUUUUGACACCUUCCUUUUCCUAAUCCAUUUGUAGCCAAUCCUGUACUUGACGCCUGGAACGGAGCUCGUAAGUGGGCGAGGUCACUAAGCAGUCUACAAACAGUGAGCGUUACAAGACAGGAAUACGAGGAGAAAGGCGGAGACUACCUCAAGGAACACUUCGCUUCAAACCGUUACGUACCCGCCCCUACACAGUCGUGAUUGAAUUUCAACCGGUAGAGAGUAACAGACUGAAAUAACACUAAAUCAUACCUUGAUUUAAAAUCCUAGAGAAAAUCCUAGAAAAUCUAGAGGUUGCCUUUACAUAUCUAUUGACAACAAAAAAUAUAAACUGUAAUUUUCCAUAACUAGUUUUCUCUAAGGAGAAACUAGUUAAGGAAUACCUAGAAGUAUUAUCCAAUCUGGAACGUACUAACUGCCCUGGAAGAUCUUGAAAGAUAUUGUCUGUUGUUGAGUGGACCGAAACUGUUGUAAAUACAUCAUCGUAAAUUGCUUAAACCUUUCGCUGUUUUGAGUGAAUUAUGACACGUUCAUAUUUGAUCACUGCUUCAAAGUUCCUUUCGCCUCUUGUGCCCUUUCUCUAUUCGUUUGUGCGCCAAAAAGUAUCUUUAGGACUUUCACUUGCACAAGAGCUUUUUUAUGUGAUGGCCAUUCUCAACCCAGUUACACUCUCUACAUUUCCUAAGGUG